Molecule: messenger RNA, 2340 nt
Organism: Exophiala xenobiotica
Lineage: Eukaryota; Fungi; Ascomycota; Eurotiomycetes; Chaetothyriales; Herpotrichiellaceae
Exons: 2
Coding region: 533-1402 (289 amino acids)
Biological process (GO): regulation of DNA-templated transcription
Molecular function (GO): zinc ion binding; DNA-binding transcription factor activity, RNA polymerase II-specific
Source: RefSeq, a predicted model, not a curated record
CCCCGGUCAUGCAUCAUCUUUUGUGGCUUUCACGAGUACGUGCAUCGCAAACUUUUUGGGCCGCUCGCGCCCUGGGCUGCAAAGCUCAGCGUCCCAAGUAACUGACCAAACUAUGCCUCAUGCUCAUUCAACAUAUGGCUCCACUUGAUGCGGUUGCUUGCCAUCUUACUAACCCAGCCUCUGCUAACGAUAUAUAGGGCCUGAUGUUCUCAAUGCUCCUCCCCUCUAGCAAUGUGCACAUACCCCCAGUCUCCUUCGUAUCCUUCGUCUACUUCAAUAAGCUGACUUUGCCUCGUGUUGCCCCGGCCUUGAACUGUCUGGCCUGACUAUAUCUUGCCUUAGAGACCUGUGUCCUAUGGUGCGCCUCCCCUCCCCUUGUCGACCCUCGAAUUAGGCACGACGAUAUACUUGCCUUCCCUUGGAAACACCUGGACUACCCAGCAAUGGGCGCUACGAUCAUGACUCCUCCGUUGGAACCUUCAUCUCCCCUCGAUGGUGGCAUUCGAAAACGAGUAUGCAAGGCUUGUGACCGAUGUCGAUUAAAGAAAUCCAAGGUUCGUCUCGAGUACCACUUGGUCCUGGUUUGGUGCCGAGGCCAAGUCUGAUUUGUUUCCAGUGCGACGGUGCCAGUCCAUGCAGUCGGUGCAAAGCGGACAACGCCAUCUGCGUCUUCGGAGAACGAAAGAAGUCUCAUGACAAGGUCUAUCCCAAAGGCUACGUAGAAAUGCUCGAGAGCCAACAAGCACAACUCGUUACCGGCCUACAAGAGUUGUACAAGCGACUACAGAAUGGUCAGGGUUGGACCGGAGCGCCCUUGAAAGAGACCGGCAGUGGCACGCCCUUGACCCAUGACAUCUUGGAGAGACUGGGCGCGUUGAAACAAGACGGCAAUACUACACACGAGGCAUUCGAAGAGGACUUGAACGCCUUACAGCAGAGGCUGAUCGACGACGGAGCUGGCUUCAUGCAACGGCAACCUUCACAUGAUUCACAUACCGACAGCAGUGCUCCUUCGCCCAUUUACGAGCCUGUAGCCCAGAGGCCCAACUUUACCAAUCCAUUCAGCCUCCACCAGCUUCCUCCCACACCUCCGAACCGGAGUCCUUAUCCUCAGAACGCCCGAGCUGUCCCUCCCACGAAAUCACACACCUACCCCCACGCCGUCAACCUGCAAUCGAAUCUUAGCUGGACUACCCCUGUCGGCGAGUUCGACAAUUCCAUGGAUUUCAUCAACCAAUUCGGCUCACCUCUGGUGGACUCAUCAUUUGAUCUGACGUCCUUUCCUCCAGCCAUGUCCCAAGACCACAUCAUGCCUGCAGCUAUCAACCCCUGUCUAACGAUGAAAGACUGGGCUGGCCAGGAAGAUCUUCAACGGUAUUUCAACCCGACCAUGCUGGCAUGACCUGAUUGGCCGGAUACGAUACAUGAUUUUCACCAGUAUAUGUAAUGCAUCCAAAGCGGGCGAAUCGGAGUUAGGGCAGCCUCCUGACCGGAAACCCGAGAAUGGGAGCCCGGCACGGCAAGGCCAUGUACGAAGCUUCUCCUUCUGCCGUGGGAACUGGAUUCUGGAGCGGUUUAUCUCUUUUCACGUUGAACGUCAUCAAGUAAGUGUAUAACAUCAACCGGGCGGCACAGUCCUGUGGCGUUUCGGGCGGCUCAGCUAUGGAGCAUCGUUCGUCUGGCGCCCACAGGAACCGACGAGAAGUGUGAGAAUGGAAAGUAUGUGCUGACAUGGUUCACUCAUGUCUCAUCAUGUCAAAUUUUAGCUAUAUACCAGUUAAUGAUACGAAUUGGGCGGGAUAACAUGACGUGGAUAAGGAAUACGAUCAGCAGAAUGGAGGUGCACGCCUUACCGAGGUCGAGGUGCAAGCCGCGUUUUCGGAUCGUUUGCUACUGAACCAGUUUAUCGUUCGUCUCAGGCUUUUGGAUAUAUGCAUGACUAGGUGCUUGGGCCCCCGACAGCUCGCAACCAGUUCAAGAAACUGGCAGUUCAGGUGCUGAGCAAGUUUGUCCGAAGUAACUUCAUUGUCAUCCAGAUAUACUUCGUGAUUGACGUUCGAAAAGCCAAAGUUGUGAGUAAGGUAUCGCAUAGCGCUCUUGCCUUUCCACUGCGCUAGGCGACAAGCAUUAAAUUGCGCUCGCUCCGUGAUGUAGUAUGGCUAUACAGGUGGCGCGCGUAUACCGAGCCGUCUCUGCAGCCAUAUGCCUGAGUCAGGCAGGCUUGUCAGGCUUGUCCACCCAUGUUCUAUCUUACAACAUUCACAACCUUCGGUUCCCACUGCAGCUUCAUUAUUUCGUCACGACUUUGGAAAGUUUCGAGUCUUGACCGUCCGUUCUCCU